Molecule: messenger RNA, 1399 nt
Organism: Notodromas monacha
Lineage: Eukaryota; Metazoa; Arthropoda; Ostracoda; Podocopida; Cyprididae
Source: the annotation of a GenBank genome assembly
GGGUGACAAGACAUCUUAGCAGACGAUCGAACAGGCAGCACAUUUUCUUUUCAAGAGUGUUAAACCUGGUCAGCGAAAGCUGUUGAAAGCUGUUCCGCUAAAAACGGAUUACCAACCAAUGCCCCCGUAAGAGAAUAAGAAAUUUUGUAGGAGGACGUAUACACGAGGAUGUGGCAUUAAUGUGUUAAUCAUCAAUUCUCUUGACUUGUUCUGUUAAUCUCCUGCGCUAGACAGAAUGGCAUGUCCGAAGCCAGCAUCCACCAAGGUGUGCCGUCCUUGUGAUGGGUUGCAAGGUGGCCAGGCUGGCCCACCUCCACCAGAAGAUGACGAACCUCCAUAUCCGGGUCGCAAGGGUGCCUACUGUGGUCCAGAUAAAGCUUCUUGGCCUUGGUCUGCGCGACCAUAUUUCUUCCGCCAAUAUUCCCUGGGAGAUUUCGACAUUGGUAGGGUCUUGAUGAAGGGUGAAUUCGGAACAGUUUACCUUGCCCGAGAUUAUCGCACUCGAGACCUGGUGACGUUCAAAGCGGCUUACAAGGAUAAACUGAUGGAAGAACAAGUUUUGUACUUGUUGCGUAAGGAAGUUGAAAUGCAAGGCUAUUUUGAUCAUCCGAACAUCUUGAAGCUUUUAGGCUUCUUCUCGGACGAGGCCAGAAUUUACAUUGUGUUUGAGUAUUGUGAGCAUGGUACUUUGGAGCAGUACCAACGAACCCAGCCGGGCUGUCGACUAGAAGAACCCCUAGCAGCAAAGCUGACAUUGGAUGUUACGAGUGCUUUGCUCUAUUUGCACGAUUUCAACUUGAUGCUGCGGGAUUUGAGACCACAAUCUAUUUUGAUUACAAAGGACCUCACUGCGAAGUUGGCUGAUUUUGCAUUUGCUGUAUACACCGUUGGACCAGUAAAAUCUGAGCCCAGGACAACGCCGGCAUUUGAAGCCCCCGAAUUUUUUCUGGACUUGCCGGUUUCGCGACUCGCUGACCACUGGCAACUCGGGUGUCUCAUUUACGACAUGCUCACUGGGGAUUGUCCAUUUGCCCCCCAACAAAGUUCUGACACCAGGGAUCACAUUUCUGUCUAUCCCGGAGUGGGACAGAACGUCAUCAACUUGGCCUAUGAAAGUCACCGCUGCUCAAGUCGCCUGGCUGACGACUUGAUCAAAAAGCUGAUGUGGAGAGAUGCAGAGCUGCGUUUGCCUCUUGAUCAAGUGAUCAUCCAUCCCUGGAUACUUCACCACACUGCCUACUCUCCGGAGAAGCCCAAGGUUCACAAGCCGAUAGCGCGAACCAUGACAGUGGACGGCCAGACUGUAGAGAGGGAUCAAGUCUUCGUCGAAGACUGUACCGGGGCAUCUCAGCAAAUUAAGGUCACAGCUGAAACCCGAGGUGGCAUGCAAGAGACACGU